Esox lucius (northern pike) is the source of this 3825-nucleotide messenger RNA. RefSeq names its product mutS homolog 3 (E. coli) (gene msh3). Gene Ontology annotation, cellular component: nucleus. The record is from RefSeq and is a predicted model, not a curated record. Gene Ontology annotation, molecular function: ATP-dependent DNA damage sensor activity; ATP binding; mismatched DNA binding. Gene Ontology annotation, biological process: mismatch repair; mitotic recombination; somatic recombination of immunoglobulin gene segments. NCBI's taxonomy places the organism in Eukaryota, Metazoa, Chordata, Actinopteri, Esociformes, Esocidae. The coding region runs from base 186 to 3575 and encodes 1129 amino acids. The transcript has 25 exons.
UACAAGACGCAGAUGAUAUUUGGUUUGUUCGAUUUGCCGAAAACAGUGUAGAUGAGAGAGCACAACAUAUUCAACAAAAUGUUUUGCAGACAGUGUAAUACGCGAAACAUUUUUACAAUGAUGUAGGCUGAAACCUAUGCAAUUAUUUGUUGUAACCGGACUAUCUUUGUGAAGCAGCUAUAAGCAUGCCUAAAUCAGGGAAGUCCUGCACUAACCGGACUUCCAUAAGUAGCUACUUCGGUGAGUUAAGGACAAAGACUACCGCUGACAGUACUGCUAACUCCGGGAUUGUCGAUAACUUUGGAGAGCAGUGCGCUUGUCAGAAGUCAGGACCAGUUAAAAAGAUUGAUGAUCAAAUAAAGCAACAGUACAGGGAAGCAAAGACAUACAACAGAAAGAGUUGGAUCGCCCGAAGGUGGUACUAUGCCAUUAACUCACUAAGAAUGCAAAAGCAUUACCCUGAUGAUAAUGGGGGCCCACUAUUGAAAAGAGCCAAGCUGUGCCGUAAGGGACAGGAAAAGGAGGACAUAUCCAGUCAGAGUGUCAAAGAAACCUGGGUCCCCUCCUGUCGAGGAGCUGGCAGCCUCUCCUCCACUCUGGAGAAACUAAAGGGCUUUCGUCUUGGGCCUGGGGAUGCAAAAGACCGAAAUAACAACAGACAAAGCAGAGAAGUUGAGAAGAAAGAAAAGUUGUGGCGGGGACCUGGGCCAUCAAGCAAAAAAUUGGCCCUUCCUAGCCUAAACCACUUUAACGAACCAGGAGAAUCGAGAGGAGGAGGAAGGGGUCCUCCAGGAGAAUCAGGUUCAACAUUAGAGACUAGCGCCCCCUGUAAAAUAUUUAAGAGUGCAUACACUCCUCUGGAGCAGCAGUACCUGCAGAUUAAAGAGCAACAUAAGGACGUUCUUUUGGCUGUGGAGUGUGGCUAUAAGUACAGGUUCUUCGGGGACGAUGCAGAGAAAGCGGCAAAGGAACUGAACAUCUUUUGUCACCUGGACCAUCACUUCAUGACAUGCAGCAUCCCUGCACACCGAUUGUUCGUUCAUGUACGACGACUCGUCUCACUGGGCCACAAGGUGGGCUUAGUGAAGCAGACAGAGACCUCAGCUAUUAAGGCCUCAGGAGCCAGUAAGAACUCUCUAUUCACCCGCCAACUCAGUGCUCUCUACACAAAGUCUACACUGAUUGGGGAAGAUGUGAACCCAUUGCACAGUUUUGGUGAUGUGGAAGGUGGGGAGCUUACUGAUGUGGUGACAGAUCCUCCAGAGAGUUACUUGCUCUGUCUCAGUGAGACCUGGGAUAAAAACAGCAGACAACUCACCAUUGGUCUGAUGGCGGUGCAACCAAGUACAGGUGAUGUGGUGUUUGAUUGUUUUGUGGACAACUCGUCGCGAUCAGAGCUGGAGGGUCGUGUCUUAAAGGUCAAUCCUGUAGAAAUCUUGGUGGCUUCUGAUCUUUCAGACUCCUCACACAGACUCCUGCAAAGCAUAGCAACUGCCAGUGUGCAGGCUGGGGAUGUUGUACGUAUAGAGAAGAGGGACAAUACUCUGUUUGACUUUGCCUCCGCAAUGAACACUGUCAAUAACUUCUACAGUCACACUCAGGAAAUAGGUUCCAGAUCGUUCUCCAGUGUUGCCUCGUUGGAGAGCCCUGUGAUCUGCUGUCUUGGUCCUCUCAUCCACUAUCUGAGAGAGUUUAAUCUGGAGAAAGUACUCCUACAGCACAGUUUGUUCCAGCAUCUAUCCUGUGAGACAAACGCUAUGGUCCUCAGUGCUACCACUCUUAGAAACCUGGAGAUAUUCACCAACAAUACAGAUGGAGGUGUAAAGGGAAGUUUGUUGUGGGUGUUAGACCACACCCGAACUCCAUUUGGGAGGAGACUGAUGAGGAAGUGGAUAAGCCAGCCCCUCAAAGAUGUACAGUCUAUAUGUGAGAGACAACAGGCUGUUUGCGAGAUUCUGGAUUCUGAUUCCAUCACCUUGCCCACCCUUAAAGCCCUGAUGUCCCGACUGCCAGACCUGGAGAGAGGAAUCUGCAGUAUCUACCAUAAGAAGUGUUCCACACAGGAGUUCUACCUCAUCAACAGUAAUCUCUCACGGCUUGGGUUGGAACUCCAGGCUUUGCUCCCAUCCAUCCAAUCACAGCUCAGCUCUUCUCUGCUCCGAGGCCUCCUAUUGGACACACCUGAUCUGCUGGCUCCUGCCCACAACUUCUUAAAAGUUCUCAGUGAGAAGGCAGCCAAGUCAGGGGAUAAGAUGGAGCUGUUCUAUGACCUAUCGGUCUUCCCAGUGCUCCAGGAAAGAAGAGAGGAAAUCCAAUCUGUUCUGGCUGAAAUACAAGAUCACCUGAGGGAGGUUCAAAUUACACUCAGGACCCCCACUGUAAACUACGUCACAGUCAGCGGGCAAGAGUUCUUGGUAGAGGUGAAGAACUCUAUGAAGUCUGUGGUUCCAUCUGAUUGGGUUCAGAUCAGUAGUACUAAAGCAGUGAGUAGAUACCAGUCUCCUUAUCUGGUAGAAAAAUGUAGAAGACUGUCCCAGCUCAAAGAAAAGAUGCUCAUUGACAGCAAGAAAGAAUGGACCAACUUUCUCAAUCAAUUUGGGGAGUAUUACUACACUAUGAAGAAAGCUGUUUGUAACCUAGCCACCAUCGACUGCCUGUACUCAUUCGCUGAGGUGGCUAAGGAGGGAAACUACUGCAGGCCAUUGGUGCAAGAGGGAGAUCGUCAGAUUGUGAUUAAGGAUGGUCGACAUCCUGUCAUAGAUCUGUUGAUGGGAGAACACACACAGUAUGUCCCCAAUGACACAGAACUACAGGGUGACAGGAGGAGGACUAUGAUAAUAACAGGACCUAACAUGGGCGGUAAGAGCUCUUACAUCCGCCAGGUGGCACUACUCUGCAUCAUGGCCCAAGUAGGCUCAUAUGUACCAGCUACAGAGGCCAGCUUGGGCAUCCUUGACGGCAUAUACACAAGGAUGGGGGCAUCUGAAAACAUAUAUAAGGGCCGCAGCACAUUCAUGGAGGAGCUGACAGAAACCUCAGAAAUUGUUGCCCAGGCAUCUGAGAGGUCUUUGGUCAUUCUGGACGAAUUGGGCCGAGGCACCAGCACCCAUGACGGGACAGCCAUCGCCUAUGCUACUCUGGAGUACUUCAUCAGAGAAGUAAGUGUGAAGUCUCUAACUCUGUUUGUGACUCACUACCCUCCACUGUGUGAGCUGGAAAAGGUGUAUCCUAGGCAUGUAGGAAACUUCCACAUGGCCUUUCUACUUAAUGAACCAGAAUUCGUCGCAAAAGAUGGUGAGUUGAAGCCAGAUUUCAUCACCUUCUUGUAUCAGCUAACUGAGGGGGCAGCUGGACGGAGCUAUGGGCUAAACGUUGCUGGUUUAGCUGAUAUUCCUGAAGAUGUUCUACACAUCGCCACCUGUAAAGCACAAGAGCUAGAGAACACUAUCAACUCACGAAGAAAGAGCAAGCGGUUGUUAUCUGAACUGUGGAGCAUCAAAGACAGAAAACGUCUGUUAGACUGGGUGCAGCUGAACUCACAUGUACAAAGACAUAAAUCCCUGGUUGCAGUGUGACCUGGAUGCUAUUAUAUUCUCCAUAGACUCUCUCUGAGGGAGAGAGAUAGACUAAUACUCUGAGGGGACAAUGGAACAAUGGAACUGCAUUUAUCUCAGAAUCUAUAGAAAAUAGUUACACACAUUAAAUUACUAAGUGCAGACAUGCAUGAGCGCGACACAAGCAUAGUCAAUAGAGAGAUUGAACACUAAUUUAGAGUGAUUAACAGGAAUUUGUGAUUUUGAAAAAAUAAAAAUAAACUAAAAGCCA